UUCUUCCUCUUGGUCUUUUUUCACACCGUGUUCGACGUCGUCGUCGCUGCCGCGACUGCUUAACCAAUAAUUUGUUGAUCGGUUUAACAAUUAUGGCGAUUUCUGUGAAAUUAGGGGUUUUGAGCGUGGCUCUCGUGCUGGCGAUUUUCGCCGGCACAGCGUAUUCUCGCAGCAAAGUGAUAACCUUGGACGAAGACAACUGGGAUGUGAUGCUGGAGCAAGAAUGGAUGGUGGAAUUUUAUGCUCCGUGGUGUCCUGCUUGCCGGGCUCUUGAACCCAUAUGGAACGAAUUCUCCACAUGGAGUGAAGAACUUGGACUUAAAGUUGCCAAAGUUGAUGUGACAAACUCUCCAGGAUUGAGUGGACGAUUUAUUGUUACUGCUCUGCCAACAAUUUACCAUGUUCUCAAUGGUGAGUUCCGUCAGUACCAUGGCUCUCGGGACAAAGAGUCUUUCAUGUCAUUCAUUGAGCAGCAGAAGUGGAAAACAUUGGAUCCCAUCCCCUCUUGGAAAUCUCCUGCAUCCUUCCACAUGGGAGCUACUGCCUACUUCUUUAAGUUGUCUCAACUUCUUCGAGCUGUUCACAAUCGUUUGAUGGAAGAGUACGGCCUGCCAACUUGGGGAUCCUACAUCAUUUUUGCCAUUGCCACGAUUGUUCUAGGAGCAAUCCUUGGAUUGGUCAUGGUAUGCGUGAUUGACAAUAUCAUCCCUUGCAAGCCGUCUGAGUCUCAGGCCGGCAAAAGAGUAGGCCCAUCGGAUCGGGGUGAUGUUGAUGAUUUGGUGGAUGAAGAAGGAUCUCAAAGUUCUAAUGACGAGCGCUACAGCAAGAGCAGUUCUGGUGCAGAAGAUGAUGAAGAUGACGAAGACGAUGAAGAAGAGGAUGAAAAGUCAGCUGGCAGCGCACCACCUUCCCCUGCUCCAGGAACCCCAGGAAAGGCUAGGCAACGUCGGGCCCGGAAGGCUGACUAAGUUUUUGAAUUGUGUUCUGUGGGAGCCCCUGUCUUUUAAAUCUUAACCCAGAAUGUUACUGUGUCUUUAAAAAUUUAACAGGUAUUAUCUAUUUUAACUGAAAGUGAGGGCAGCUAUAUUCCAUUGCAAUAAGCAGAGGCUGGUUUUAGGCUGUAUUAAAGCUGUAAAGUAAUGCAUAUUGUGGGACCUUGUCACCCAUUUCCUUUCUAUUCCCGUUAUGCCAACUGUUUAGAGGGCCUGAUGACAUUUCAGUGAAUGAUAGGGUAUAGUUCAUUAAAGGAAUUUUUUUUUUUUUUUGCUCACUCCCAAAACCCUUAACUUUAUCCCCUCAGGAGUUUUGAAGGAAUAUAGUGAACAAUGUUAAAAAAAUGGCUCUCACAAAUUUGGAUUUUUGAAAAUGUUAUUUCAAGUCAAGCAUUGCAGUGAACAAAUUGUUGCUAGCUAUCACUGCAGCCAUGUGUGGAUUUGUAUGAUUUUGUGUGUGUGCUGCCAGAUGUCCUCUGUAUACAUGACCAAUUCAAUUUUGAGGAUUUGUGAUUAUCUGCACCCAUUCCAAGUGUGUUUAAUAUAUUGCUGACAGACCAUUAAAGUUGUUAGUGAUCUUAAUCAAAUUAAAUGUUCUCUCUUUGUUUUUUUUUUUUUGUUUUUAAAGAAUCUGAUGAUAUGACUGAAAGGUGUAUGUCCCUUGUCGUGCAAAACUGAAAAAUAGCAUGAUUUGUGCCUUUAGUAAUGCACCUUUCUUUGAUAACUCUCCCAACAGAAAAUGGAGAAUAUUUGCUUUGCUGACUGAUCUUAAUCGCUUAAGUGUUAUCAAUAUUACUUCCUUAUCCAACAAUUACUCAGUUAUGUUGUAACUUAUGUUUCAGUGACUCAAAACCCAUUAGUGGGUUGAACCUAAAAAAAAUCUUACAUUAUGGUACUUAUUUUAACAGAAACUUACAUUUACCUUUAGUUUCUGUAUCAGCUCAUUCCUUGUAUCUCUUCUCUAAUUUUUCUACAUUUUUUGUACUCUUUUGCCGUAUGUUAUUCUUUAUUUAUUGAUUGAUUGAGAAGGUAGAUGGUAAUGUUGCUCUGUUAGUGGCAGGGUCAAUGUGGUUCUUAAUAUUAACUGGGCAUCAACCAUUGAGUCAAGUAUCGUAUCACAGAUAGAAUUAAAUAUUUUUGAAAAUUUGUGUCUGUGAAACUAUAUGAGAAGCUUCUUCACCUUAACUUUGUUUGCUGGUGUGCCAGUAUUACAUUUUUUUUUAUUACUGGAUUUUCAGAGUUUUUCCAGGCAGUGUAUUGUUUUAAAAUAGAACUGUGAUAUUCUGUACUUCCCUAGGUUGUAUCUCACAGAACCUUUGUGCCGCUAAUAUUUUUGAAGUCUUCAUUCCAUCUUUGACUAAUGUUUGAGGAAUUUGUGUGUUGAAAUGAAAUCUUACCGAUUUCUAUAGACACAUCCUCUUUAUCCUGGCAGUUCUGAGUAGUCAUCACAUAAUCCUGAAAGGCCUGAUUUGUCAUUGAUAAGUGAUUUUGUGUCUGUUAAAAAUCGUGCUCAACUACAUCAGCUGUUCUAUUUUAAACUGAUGGCUUUCAUUGUCCAUAAUUAGAUCUUUCUCAUAUUAUAAAGAAAACUUUUUAAAAUAUGUGAUGGAAAAGUAACAUAAGAACAUAUAUUUUGUUAUGCGCAAAAAAAACUCUACAAAUUAAUUUCAAAAUUUGGAGGAA
This is a messenger RNA of Thrips palmi, 2675 nucleotides long. Its product is annotated as thioredoxin-related transmembrane protein 1. Bases 93 to 968 code for a protein of 291 amino acids. NCBI's taxonomy places the organism in Eukaryota, Metazoa, Arthropoda, Insecta, Thysanoptera, Thripidae. The transcript has 6 exons. The record is from RefSeq and is a predicted model, not a curated record.